Rana temporaria (common frog) is the source of this 1748-nucleotide messenger RNA. RefSeq names its product transmembrane 4 L six family member 18 (gene TM4SF18). The transcript has 5 exons. Lineage: Eukaryota; Metazoa; Chordata; Amphibia; Anura; Ranidae. The coding region runs from base 617 to 1228 and encodes 203 amino acids. The record is from RefSeq and is a predicted model, not a curated record. Gene Ontology annotation, cellular component: membrane.
GCGGGCCAUGGGGGGCGGGGCUGAGUCCUACAUUCAGCAUCUAUGGUCGCGGAAUGCUGGACUUGGGAGCGUGCCCGCAAAGUUACCCCCCCCAGGAGAGCACUUCUUCUAGGGGAUUAUACAAUGCGGGGAGGAGCUACCAGCGCUGCCGGGGGACCACAGAACUUGAGGAUCAGGGCCACACUGUGCACAACGAACUGCACAGUGGUGGUAAGUAUGACAUGUUUGCUAUUUAAAAAAAAAUAAAAAACGAAGCCUUACAAUCACUUGGCUUUAAGAAAAUAAAAGGUUUUGUCUAGAGAUAUACUUUAAAAUGAGACAGGCUAUAGUUCCUGCUUUGCAGCAUUAGGCUUAUUAUUUUCUCUACAGGUUUCCUUAAAACUGGUAGGACAAGUACUGUACCCUUAAUUGCACAAGCCUAUAGGAAUGCUGUCACUUCUCCUAUUAGUAAUGUGUCUGUUUUGGUCUUAUGCAGUUACUAAGUGCCUGAUUUGUUUGUUCAAAUAUCUCAGCAACCACGCUGUCCUUAGAUCAGAUGCAGGAAGCAUAGAGAUCCCAGUUCUACUUACAAAAUAUUCACAAUACAGGCCUACAUUAAUUGAUUUUCCAUCUGAUCAUGUUUCUGAAGAAGUGCUCUGAGUAUUCAAUCCUUGCUAUCAUCCCACUGGCAGUAUGGAAUAUUGUCGUCAAUAUCCUCUUAUACUUUCCUAAUGGAGAUAACACUUAUGCAGCGAGCAACCAGCUCACUAACUACGUCUGGUUUUUUCAAGGAAUCUGUUUUGGGGGCAUCAUGAUGAUCAUUAUAGCCACAGUACUUUUACUUGUGGAUUUCUAUAAAUGCUGUACCUCCUGCUACUCAGGGAAAAAUAGAUAUUAUGUACAUUUUCCAAAGCUGGGAUCCAUGACAUUUGCUGCCCUGGGUAUGUUGUUUUCAGCAUAUACAUUGAUCAUCUCUGCUCUGGGAAUAGCACAAGGCCCAUACUGUAGGACUGUAGAUGGAUGGACGUACCCAUUUACCAACACUGCCGGGGGGUAUCUUUCAGAUUCUACUACAUGGUCACAGUGUCUGGAGCCUAACUAUGUGAUACAGUGGAACCUCAUCUUAUUUUCCAUCCAAAUUGUUCUCAGUGCUUUACAAGUGAUCAUUUGCUUCUGUAAAACAAUAUUUGAUUUAAGAGAUGUAUUUUGUGGGACUCACAGGAUCUUAACACAGCCUGAUAACCUAUGAAAUAUGAAUUGAAGAACGGAAUGAAUUCUGUUAUUCCUCAAAGCUAAACUCCGGGAUAAACAAACUUUGUCUAAGUAAAAGAGGGUUAUGUAUUGUUACUUGAAUCUUGGUGUUUUUGAGUAUUACUUCCAGAUCUGUCCAGUAACCCACCCUGAAAAUUUGCCUCUGUGGAGGAGCUUUCUGUAACAAAGACCAGUUACUGCUGUUCUCACCCCUUGUGCAGGGUGACUGGUCUUUUAUCUGCCCCUCCUAUAGUUUUGUGCAGGCAUCCCUUAGUGGGUAUCACUGUUGGGCCACUCCCACUGCUCUGCCCUCUACUGUGCAACACAUUAAUGAUGUCACUGCUGUAUUUAUAUGGUAAUAUUUGUAUUUGCGAAGACAUUUGAUGCUCAUAAAGUGGAAUUAUUUCCUGUGUAGCUUUGAGUAUAUACUUCAUAUAUACAAAAACAAUGGGUUUGACCUCAACUGGUUUAUAUCAGAUAAGUAGUCUUUUUUAUUAUUAAAUCCUUAUUUUAGCUUA